AAGGACCAAUCUUGUUACCCUGUAAACACUGUUAUUAUCAUCGGUAUGGCUUGUGUCGUCGUUGGAAUAGUUAUUGGUGCUGGAGGAGCUGUUAUCAUCAUGAGGAAAUGUAAACCUCGCAGUGAUCGGUCAAACGACAGCGAUUCAUCACCUGAUCGUGGAACACCAGAGAAUGAGGACGUGGACCAGGGGCUUAGAGUCCAUGAUCAGUCACAGCGCAGAGUUCCACUAUUUACAUGUGGAACAACAAAUAAUGAUGGCAUGCAACAGAUGGUUAGAGUGAUGGAACAGAUGGUUAGAGUGAUGAAACAGACAGUUAGAGUGCUGAAUAAACUGCAGACAGAGCUGGAGAAGCAGACGGGUGAUGUCAGACAGAAAGUUGAGAACGUCGAGAAAGACAAGAAGACAAACAAGAAGGAGCUUGAGUCAGUGGAGGCCGAAUUAAAAGAGAGAGAAGCAAACUUUGACAAACCAGAGUAUUUGGUGAGACGAAAAGAAGAGCUGCUACACACUGAAUGGAAAUGGGAUGAAAUAAAGAGAAUUUAUGACCAACAGCAGAUAAAUAUUGAUAAAAUGAUGGAAUUAUUAGUCUGUGAGAACGUGACGGAGAGCUUAGAGAGAUCCGCUACUGAUGCAGGACGUUACACUGCUGUGACGUAUGAAACAGAAACAUGAAGCAAUCACAUGACCAGACAAAGACAAACUGUCUGAGAACAGAGAGCUUGUCCCUCCAUGGACAGCACGAUAACAAGAACAUCAAUACUGACACUUCUUUUACUCGGGCAGCUCCUCUCCCAUCACGUUGUCUUCAUCCUCCUCCUUUUGAUUCCUUUUCACCCACAUAAAUCUUGGGAUUGAUUUUUUUACUCUAAAUAAAAACGUUAAUCUUUGCAACUUUUAAACUUGAAAGUAGUUUUGUGAAAUGUGCAGUUUAAAAUGAUUUAUUACCUUUGAGUGCAGCUGAAUGACGAGAUGAUCACAUUUAAAUCAUGAAAGAACUAAUAGGAGAGCGACUUUUACAAAUAUGUAUUUGAAUACGUUCUUUUAAACGUCUCUGAACAUGUUUGCAACAUUUGUGAUUGCUUUUGUUUGACAUCUUCGUUUGGUUUGUGUUCGUUAGAGAUUUAAUCAAUCUUCUGUACAAAUUCAAAUAAAGUCUAUAAAGAUUA
Stegastes partitus (bicolor damselfish) is the source of this 1169-nucleotide messenger RNA. RefSeq lists its product as uncharacterized. The record is from RefSeq and is a predicted model, not a curated record. The coding region runs from base 46 to 675 and encodes 209 amino acids. The transcript has 2 exons. NCBI's taxonomy places the organism in Eukaryota, Metazoa, Chordata, Actinopteri, Pomacentridae.